AUGCAAAUAAAAAACAAGAAGGGAGAAGCAGCAGCUCGCACAAACCUAGGGGCGGUGUUAUAUUCACUUAGUGAAUAUCAGAAGGCUGAAGAACAUUAUGAGAAAGCACUUGCCAUCAGCAUGGAAACUAGAAACAAGAAGAGAGAAGCCAUCGCUCGCACAAACCUAGGAGAGGUGUUUGAUUUCCUUGGUGAAUGUCAGAAGGCUAAAGAAUAUCACGAGAAAGCACUUGCCAUCAGCAUGGAAAUUACAGACAGGAGGGGAGAAGCAUGCGCUCGCCUGAAACUAGGAAACUUGUUAUUUUCUCUUGGUGAAUUUCAGAAGGCUAAAGAGUAUUUGGAGAAAGCACUUUCCAUCUUCAUGGAAAUUAGUGGAAGAGGGAGAGCAAUGCUAUGUUUCCUUGGACUCGGAAAGUGCUUUCUUUCGCUUGGAAAAUAUCGGGACGCUCACGAACAUGGGGAGAAAGCACUCUCUAUUGCGAUGGAAACCGGUGACAGAGCAAGUGAAGCGGAAGCGUAUGGUAUCCUUGGAGAGGUUCGUUAUUCCUUACUUGAUUAUCAAAGGGCCAAAAUAUACAACGAGAAGCAGAUUUUUAUCAGCACUGAGAUUGGUCACAGACGUCAAGAGGCAAAGGCAUACCUGGCAAAAGCAAGGAUACUUCAACAUGGCGAACAAAACAAAGCUGUAGAAUGCAUUGAGAAGGCGCUCUUAAUAUUUAGUACUAUUGGCGACAUUAGAGGCGAUUUUGCAGCCCUAGGUCAACUCUCUUACAUUAAAGCAUUGCAAUCAAAGUUCCAGGAGGCGGAGUCUCAUCUUCAUGAAUAUGCUUAG
Molecule: messenger RNA, 831 nt
Organism: Pocillopora verrucosa
Lineage: Eukaryota; Metazoa; Cnidaria; Anthozoa; Scleractinia; Pocilloporidae
Source: RefSeq, a predicted model, not a curated record